Suillus clintonianus is the source of this 1633-nucleotide messenger RNA. RefSeq lists its product as uncharacterized. The transcript is spliced from 7 exons. The record is from RefSeq and is a predicted model, not a curated record. Bases 71 to 1324 code for a protein of 417 amino acids. NCBI's taxonomy places the organism in Eukaryota, Fungi, Basidiomycota, Agaricomycetes, Boletales, Suillaceae.
UCUCAUUCCUGCUCUCAAAUUUGGUGGUCACUGCAGGAAAAGCGUCGAACAGCUUUGUCCAAGGGCACUGAUGCUACGACGGCGAGCAGGGGCUAUUGUGCGCGAUCUUAACCGAAAAUCUUCUCUGCGAAAGUACUCACAAGACGUACCCCAAUACCAUCCAAAAGUCAGAGCCAUUCCAUUCGCGUUUUCAAAAGAGGCUGCUAUCAGACAUGUUGGUGUAGCAGCUUCUGCAGCCUGCUUAUUCCGCAAUUUCCUUGGGUCGCUCGGUGCAAAGUAUAUCGGUGGAGACUUUCAGCCAAUUCAACCCAUCCGCAUUCAACCUGUCUAUUUUCCUGCUUGGUUCUUGGACGCAGAACUUGAGUCGUACUUGAAUGAUGAGGAUGACGAGCGGCAGCGAAUUGUCACCGCGUAUUUUAAUAACUGGCUUGCUCUUCGAAAUGACCAAGUAGAGCCUAGUUUGGCUAUUCCAUUUUCUCAUAGCCUCACGCAUCAACAUGGUUCUGAUGUCAUAUGUAUGCCCUACACUAUCAGUCCACUCGAUGUUAUCAGCCGCACACGGUCCUCGUCCUUCACUCAGGCUACUACUGACGAAGAUGUGCGUUUCGAGCCACGGUUCAUUAAAACCAAUAUAGAAGCUGCCUACCCCGUCCUAAUACCGCUUUAUCUGGUUCAAUUUCCAAUGCUCCCACCGUUUGAGUCUUCCACGUUCGUCAUAGAGGCAUACAGUCGACCCGGCCGGUUUUUCAUCCAAAUUUCCCAUCCUCCUGACCUACCAGAAGAAGAUCGGUUUGACUUGGAAAAAUACAUUGGUUAUGACUUCUUGUUUUUAGGCGAUACUCCGUCAUCGCAUGCGGAGACCCGCGUUCUCGCUCCCAAAUACGAUAAAAACGCAUCUGCAGAUGUUGCAUCAUGGUUCGAUGGGUUAUUCAGCGAGCCUGGUGGUGCAGAGAAGCUGGUACAUCCGAACGGAGCAGCAGGUGUUAACGUGCAUAUGGAUGACCCUAGGGUGCGCGAGUGGACUACUGGAGAGGUCAACUCCAUUCGGGAAUGGAUGAAUCAGGGGCAAGCGAUCGUCCAGCUGAAAGAUGUGGUCAAGAGUCUUACUUCUAUCGAGGACCAGAUGCAAAGUGGCUCUGUGAAGGUGACCCAGUGGCCGCCACCUUCAGAUCCCAAGGAGGGAAUAGGAAGAGUCACUGCCGGAUUGGAGGCUUUUAUCAAGGCAGAGCUCGACAAGCUCCAAAAGCUAGAGAAGUCCCGUGCCGACUCGGCGCCGGAGUGGUGGCGACAAAGAGAGGAGAAACGAACACCAAACCAGAAGUGAACGUAGUAUUUCAGUGUUUUGUCGAUGUCCACCGUCAGCGUAUCAGUGCUUGAAUUUUUAUGGAGUCGUGAAUUACGGGGAGAUAAAAAUCGACUCUAUUGAUUUUAAAUAGUCAAGGCAUAGUAUCACGAUUCACGAUUAGCAUUUUUCAAAGGUCGUUGAUCCUCAAUAUUGUGGCCCAUAUGUAUCUGGACAUAUAUGUCUAUACAUCGACUGGCAGCACAUCCUAGUCACAGGUCAAUUUUAAUACCGCAUGUACAAAACACAGAGCUUCGAAUACUUCUUGGGCGCCGGGCCACUUGAGACUCG